AGCAGUGGGUGAGAGGAAGGCGGGCUCAGGAAGCUCGCUUAGCUCGAUUUUGAACUGUUUUAGCCACCUAGCUGCAGACUGUAGCCUACAGUUAACCCUAGACACUGCAGUGCGGGUGCAUGAGGAUUACCAUAGUUUUAACUGGGCGUUAACCAAGAGAGAACUCUUUAAGGGCUUUAUCCCAUCACAUCCAAACCCAACAAUGUCGUCGACAUCACAGAAACACAAGGAGUUUGUGGCAGAGCCCAUGGGUGAGAAGUCAGUGAUGGCUCUUGCUGGAAUUGGUGAAGUGCUUGGCAAGAGGUUGGAAGAAAAAGGUUUUGACAAAGCAUACGUUGUUCUUGGGCAGUUCCUAGUGUUGAAGAAGGAUGAGGAGCUGUUUCGGGACUGGCUAAAGGACACAUGUGGAGCAAAUGCAAAACAGCAAGGUGACUGCUACAGCUGUCUGCGAGAAUGGUGUGACUCCUUCCUGUAAUUAGCUUUUUGGUUUUUAUUUUUAGUCUAGGUUUCUGUCAUUUCUUUUUCUGCCCCUCUCCUCCCUGUUUAUGUAUCAGGCAUGUUCCUCUUGUGUGUCCAUUCAAACCAUUGGGACACAGUCAAAAAUGCAUCAGUUAGUCCAGCCUCAUGUUAGCACUACAGUUCAGCGUUUGUUUCUGUCAUUGACAUGAAGAAAACAUUGUAUGUUUUGUGUCAUUUGGGUUUUUGUUUUUUUGUUUUUUUCUCUUCACCUUGCCUGGCUCUAUGGUUGUAUUGGCAGAAGACUUUAGUUUUGGCUAGAGCUAGACCUGUAGACCGUCAUUGUUAUCAUUGUUUUAUAGUAAUUGAUCUCUUAAGCCAAAUCCAUUUGUUAAAUGCUAUUCAACUCAAGGACUGCUGACUGUAAUUGUGUGACUUGGCUAAGAACUACACCUUCCUGAUGGUGUUCUUGAAGAAAUGGGUUCCAAAAUUUUAUGGGUUAAUACUGACAAAACACUGAAAUAUUGUAGUGUUUCUAUCUCCAUAGGCGUUAGCAAUGAUGUAAAAGGUUUUAACCAACUGUGGCUAUCUAGUAAUACAGAGUUUUAAGAGUUCACUCAAAAGAAAUGUGUGUGAAGGUGUAGUAAUGAUAAACUGAAUGGCUGCUUUUCAUUUUUAUGUCACAGUGCUCUUUUCAGUGAAUCAAAAAAUGCCUUAAUAAAGAAAAUAUUUGGUUAAUUGUGCACAUCAAA
Colossoma macropomum (tambaqui) is the source of this 1208-nucleotide messenger RNA. RefSeq names its product BAF nuclear assembly factor 1 (gene banf1). Lineage: Eukaryota; Metazoa; Chordata; Actinopteri; Characiformes; Serrasalmidae. Bases 203 to 475 code for a protein of 90 amino acids. The transcript has 3 exons. The record is from RefSeq and is a predicted model, not a curated record. Gene Ontology annotation, molecular function: DNA binding.